AUGAGGUCAUUCAGCAACGCGAUCCGCAGCACCAGCAAAUCGAUAGCGUCCGGGUCGAACGUCCGCUCGCUCCAUGUGGCCAGACCAUGCUUCGCCCAGGUCUCUCCCCCACUCCCCUUCUCCUGGUCGCAUCUCAAGUCUAAUGACCAACGAAACCAGUCGGAGGCUAAGACCGCAAGCACCUCUGCUCUUCCAGACCAUCGUGCAUCGGUGCAGCAAAAGCGCGAUCGUAAGCUUCGCGAGUAUGAGGCCAAGAUCAAGGUCAAGGCCAUGCAAAAGGGCUUGUCGCCUGAAGAGUUUCAGCGUCGAUCUCUCGAAUUCGCCGCCGUGAAGCGAACGCAGUCGGUGGGCUCUAAGGCAACCUCAAGCACAACGGCCAAGUCCAAAGAGACUGCUUCUUUGUCCGAGGUAGAAAAGCGAGAUCAGGCGAUAGCGCAGUCGUUGCGCGAACGCUCCCAGGCGGAAGCAGCGAAAAAGCUCGCCUCUGGACAAGUCCACUCGACUCCUGAAGGCUCACAAGAAGGACCGAUCAAGCCUCUGAGCUCGUUCCUCGAUGUCGACAAGCUUCGGACGCAAGACAAGGAGACCAUCACCAAGCUGUGGGCGGGCUAUCACACCCUCAAGAAUAAGCUUUCUGCCGUGAUUCCUGCGGAAAAGUACCUCGAGAUGCUCGCCAACGCCCGCAAAUAUCCUCAGUUCGUCCUUCCGCUGCCGCGCGAGGUGCUGGAUGAAGAGGCAGAUACAGCUGGCGUAGCGAAGGAAGCGUUUGAGAUGCAAUUCCUCGAGUGGGCCGUCGUGCCCAACGCAGCCGCCGAAGGAGCACCACCUUCUGCUACCACCCUCUUCACCCCUCUGGCAGAGUACAAGCUCAAGCAGGACUUCAGCCAGCCCGUGCUCAUCCUCACCUUCUACACGGAUCUGAGCCAGAGCAACGGUCUGGUGCUCAUGAGAGGCGAAGUCACUGGGCUCAACGAAAAGACGGGCAAGGGAGGCCGAAUCGAUCAGGCGCAAGCACAGUUGCUUGCGCUUACACUGCAGCGUUUCUACCUGCCAUCGACAGCGACUGGGUCAGGCGCCGAAGCCGAGAAGGACCAGUCUGCCCGCGCAAAGCUGCUGCAUGACUUCCACAAGCGCCCAAAAGAGUUUGACGUGGAAGAGCUGGUCAACGUCGCUUUUCGAUUGUAG
This is a messenger RNA of Kalmanozyma brasiliensis GHG001, 1185 nucleotides long. RefSeq names its product ATP11. The record is from RefSeq and is a predicted model, not a curated record. Gene Ontology annotation, cellular component: mitochondrion. Bases 1 to 1185 code for a protein of 394 amino acids. The transcript has a single exon. NCBI's taxonomy places the organism in Eukaryota, Fungi, Basidiomycota, Ustilaginomycetes, Ustilaginales. Gene Ontology annotation, biological process: mitochondrial proton-transporting ATP synthase complex assembly.